CCUUCUCGUCUGGCCCUCCUGGAGUAGGGGUGUGCGGCUCCUCGUCCCGCCCCUGCCUCUGAGUGACAGCAGCGUGGACAGCUGCCCACCCGGCCGGACCCGCAGUUGGGCCGCCCUCGCUGGGCAAUGCUGAGUAAGAAAAAUCAGCUGAGAGUAUAAUUUUUGGCAACUGGAGUUGAAUUUGCCAGGAAUGCUGCAGAGCUUCUGAGACUUUGCUUCGGGAAACAUCUCUUUUUUUGGCUGCUUUCCAGAGUUCCGACUUGGCAGCCUCAAGGACACAGCGGAAGCCUACAGACACAUAUAACAAUUUGGAUUGGUUAACCUUUUUGUCAUAAUAUUAUGAAAAGCAUAUUUGGAAAUUAAUAAACUUCAGUUUAAGCAGGUAUUUUGGAGAUCAAAGAUGGGUAGAAAGGACUCUUCCAGUACAAAGCUUCCUGUUGACCAGUACAGAAAGCAAAUAGGUAAGCAGGAUUAUAAAAAAACCAAACCUAUUUUACGAGCAACCAAGUUAAAAGCAGAAGCAAAGAAAACGGCGAUAGGCAUAAAGGAAGUUGGCCUCAUGCUUGCAGCUAUCCUGGCCCUCCUACUGGCUUUCUAUGCUUUCUUUUACCUCCGACUGUCCACGAACAUUGACUCUGAUCUGGACCCAGAUGAAGAUUAGCUGAGCAGCAAUCAAAAGAGGAAAGGAAAUAAGUCUGAUAAGAACAUCUUUGGGGACAAACAGGUUGCCAAUUUCCAAAACUAGAACAGUUGGAAAAUUUCCUUCUUGGUACUGUCAGUUUGCAGAAAUAUCUUUGUGCUUAGUGGUAUAGGGUAUAAAAAGACCUUACCCAGCAUUCUAGGAUCAUGUAUGCUACUUGAUACUUUAUAAAUCUCUCUGCUCUGGCAGAUAUCCUAUUCAUGGUACAGUUAAAUAAGAUGGUAACAUAUUUUUUUUUCAGAUUUUGUUCCAGUGUACAUGUAUAACUCCAUCAGUUACAAGUCAUUAAACCUAUUAUAUAUAUCCUAUGUAUAUUGUAAGAAAAAUAUAUAUUACCAUUUGCAGAAGCAUACUCAGAAUCAUAUUCAGAAUCCAAGAAGGGACAGAAAGACGUAGGAAAUUGCUAUUUUACAAGGAAGCAUGCGUUCUUUCCAGACAUAUUUUCUGUCAUUAGGGAGACUAUCUGCACACGCAUCCACAGUAAUCUUUCUCUUCCUUGCCAACUGUUAGUGCACAUGUGCUGCUGCGUCAGAACGGCACCUGGAUGCCAGAAGCUCAAGAGUCACAUAUGUCCCUAAAGUGGAGUUCCUCGUCUCUUGGGCUGCCUGAACUGGUGUAAAUAGAAAGUUCAGCUGAUCUUGAUUUUAAUUAACUUAUUACACCAUUAAUAUAAAGUUAGAAUUCUAUAUUAAUUACGUUGUUCUGGCUGCCUGCAGUAUCAGUUUGCCCCUCUUAUUAGGGAGCUGUGUAACAAUCUGCCAUUUAAUUGUGCAGGGUUUUUUACACUGCAGAAUUAGCAGAAGUAUAUGUACACAGAAUUUUAUUGAUUUGUCUCUUACAUUUGAGCAUUACAAAGUUUUUUUAAUUGCAUUUUGUCUCUUGUGAAUUAAUGAUGACUCUAGAGAAAAAUAAAUAAUAGAAAAAUAUAUGUCA
Molecule: messenger RNA, 1633 nt
Organism: Mastomys coucha (southern multimammate mouse)
Lineage: Eukaryota; Metazoa; Chordata; Mammalia; Rodentia; Muridae
Gene: Triqk
Product: triple QxxK/R motif containing
Exons: 6
Coding region: 401-661 (86 amino acids)
Cellular component (GO): endoplasmic reticulum membrane
Source: RefSeq, a predicted model, not a curated record